Sinocyclocheilus anshuiensis is the source of this 1169-nucleotide messenger RNA. RefSeq names its product STARD3 N-terminal like (gene stard3nl). Lineage: Eukaryota; Metazoa; Chordata; Actinopteri; Cypriniformes; Cyprinidae. Gene Ontology annotation, biological process: cholesterol transport. Gene Ontology annotation, cellular component: endoplasmic reticulum-endosome membrane contact site; lysosomal membrane; endoplasmic reticulum membrane. Bases 292 to 945 code for a protein of 217 amino acids. The record is from RefSeq and is a predicted model, not a curated record. The transcript is spliced from 9 exons. Gene Ontology annotation, molecular function: cholesterol binding.
UUACAGUCGAACAGUGAAUAGGCCGGACGCAGUUCCGGAUUCUACUACAUAUCCCAGAAUUCCCUUUCCAAAACAACAUCACACUAUUUCCUGUAUGACUGAAACUAAAGUCAUUAUAUGGUGCGGAAUUUUUAACUACACCGGUAGAUCCUCACCGAUUUAUCGGUUGACUGUAAUACAAGGCGUACUUUUAUAGGAUUGCACAGCAAGAACUAGGCAUGACUACAGAGUCUGACUCUCCAGAAGAGUGAGUGUGAAUGGAGUGACACGAGUGGACGGUACUGACGAGUCAUGGACAGCCAAUGCAGCAGCAGUGUGGGCAACAUUAACUCAACACCCAUUUCUGCCCGUAUCGAGUCCUAUGAAGGAGAGAAGAAGUGCAUCUCUGAUGUCCGAAGAACAUUUUGCUUGUUUGUGACCUUUGACCUUUUGUUUGUCACCUUGCUGUGGAUCAUUGAGCUCAACGUCAAUGGAGGAAUACAAGAGCAGCUGAGAAAAGAGGUGUUGGAAUAUGAUUACCACAAAUCUUUUUUUGACAUAUUUCUCUUGGCUGUGUUCCGCUUUGCAGCCUUGAUUCUGGCCUAUGCAGUGUGUAAGCUGCGCCAUUGGUGGGCCAUUGCGAUAACUACAGCAAUUACAACUGGUUUUUUAAUAGUGAAAGUAGUUGUAUCAAAGCUUCUGUCACAGGGAGCGUUUGGGUAUUUGUUGCCCAUUGUCUCCUUCAUUCUGGCAUGGAUAGAGACGUGGCUGCUGGACUUCAAAGUCCUGCCCCAGGAGGCUGGUGAUGAAAUCAGGCAUCUUUCAGUGCAAAAUGCACUAGAUCGAGAACCUCUUUUAUACCCAGGACCCGUUUCAGAAGGCCAGUUCUACUCUCCUCCUGAGUCCAUGGCAGACUCUGAUGAAGACCUUGAUGAUAAACAUGAUCUUGAGAAGCCCAUCGUCUAGCAGGAGCUCAGAUUAAAUGCUGACUUUCAGAGUACAACUCUUCCAGCGCUGCUCGACCUCGCGUCGUGUGUCUUAAUAUGGGUUUUUGUACAUGGGUGACCAGAACUAGACAGUCACUCUGCCUUAGAUCUACUAUCACCAUGAUCAGCAGUGUGUUUAUCUGUCUCUAUCUGCCCACACAAGCUCUUAGUGCAAUCGAUUUUUUUUGUCUUUUCCACUGAACA